AUGUGUGUCACUGCAUUUGAGUACGAACCUUAUGAAUGGAUCGGUAAGACUGUCAGGUUGUCGGAUUACGAUAUUAAGGUAAGAUUUUUGGUAUUCCUAUUAUUCUAACUUAUUUUUAAUGGUUAUAAUAUUUAGAAUGUAAGGAUAAUUUAGUACUUUGCGGCAGUAUACGCAAGAGAGUUGAGUACAAAUGAAGAAUUGAGCAUUGACACAAAAUCGACCACGGAAUAUGUUGUAGAUCAAAUUCACGAUAGUAGAGAGAUUAUUUUAGCACAAGUACCACGUAACUACAAGUAUCGUAUGAUAUGUUUGUGCGUUACUGUGGUAAGUUUUAUUUAUUAUUCAAGGCAAGUGAUUUUGACAUGAAAAAUCUUCUGUUGGAAGCGAGGGCCGGCAAAAAAAUGUUUUGCAUAGUAACAGUGGUUUAAUGGUGACAUUUCCUAGAGUAUUUAGAUUAAUCUUUGGCUUUUUUAAAUACUUAAACGUAAUUAUCAACUUCAGCAUCCAAAACGCCAAGUGCAUCGUCGAGAAAGGAAGACAGUUUUUAUAGUGACGCCUAAUGAUUACAAAGAAUACAUUUUUAUUAACCGGAACAAACUUGAGAGCUGUAAAAUACCAGAAAGUAAGUGCUUUUGCUGAUGAAUUUUAAAUUUUUGUUUUAAAUUUAAUAGUGCACAAUGUUUUCUUGCUCGAAUAUUUUUUUUAUAAUGUUUUUGAUAUAAUUGAUUUGAUAUAAAUUUCACAAAAAAAAUUAAAAUUUGGUCUUAUGUUUAUUGUUGUUACUACUUCAGGAAAGAAUGGCACAUUUAUGUUGUUCUAA
Molecule: messenger RNA, 820 nt
Organism: Bursaphelenchus okinawaensis
Lineage: Eukaryota; Metazoa; Nematoda; Chromadorea; Rhabditida; Aphelenchoididae
Source: the annotation of a GenBank genome assembly